AGUCAUGCAACAGUGAAUAGUUUUUGUAAUAUUUUAAGCUUUUUUUUCUCUUGCACCAUAAGGAGUCAGUUUUUGAAGAGGCUGGAGAAAAGACAUUUACUGAUCAAGUUUCAAGUGUGGUUGUGUUGAAGGCUUCACUUUCCCAAGAUGAGCUGGGCUUUCCUGACGAGACUCCUCGAGGAGAUCCAUAACCACUCCACGUUUGUUGGCAAGGUCUGGCUGACCGUCCUCAUUGUCUUCCGCAUUGUUUUGUUGGCAGUUGGUGGUGAGCCUAUCUACCAUGAUGAACAAAGCAAGUUCACAUGUAACACUCAGCAACCAGGUUGUGAGAAUGUUUGCUACAAUUCCUUUGCACCGCUGUCGCACCUCCGGUUCUGGGUCUUCCAAAUCAUCAUGAUCACGGUGCCAUCCAUUAUAUACCUUGGCUAUGCCAUACACCGGAUAGCCCGGAUGGAAGGUGCCCAGCCAAAACCCAAGAGAAAGAUACCCAUUGUGCAUCGGGGACCUGCCCGGGAUUAUGAGGAGGCAGAGGGUGAUGACGAGGAGGACCCCAUGGUCUGCGAGGAAAUUGAGCAUGAACCCGAGACUGAAGAUGACAAGAAAACUCCUGAGAAGAAGCCACAUGAUGGCAGGAGGCGUAUCAAGGAAGAUGGACUUAUGAAGAUGUAUGUCGUCCAGCUCCUGAUGAGAACUCUGUUUGAAAUUGGUUUCUUGGCUGCACAAUACUUUCUAUAUGGGUUUGAAGUGCUUCCUGGCUUUGUGUGCAGUACGAUUCCUUGUCCAUACACCGUCGACUGUUUUGUGUCACGUCCCACAGAGAAAACCAUCUUCCUGUUGGUAAUGUAUGUGGUCAGUGGUCUCUGCUUAUUGCUCAACUUUGUUGAGCUCUUCCACCUUGGCCUCGGUGGCAUCAGGGAUGGCUUGAGGGGCAGGCGGCAGGCCUCUCACCUGUAUUACUCCUCCAGGAGCAACCACUACGACCCUCCGGGCUACCACUCUGUGCUUCAAAAGGACAAGACCAAGCUGGGCAAUGGGAAUGUGCCGUACCACAACAACUUUGGCGCUCUGGGGCCGGAGAGUUUUGAGAUGUCUGAGGUAGUUCACCGACACCUAAAGCUUGCUCAGGAGCAACUGAACAUGGCAUACCAAGCAUCAAGAGAGCUCCCUCAUCAACCGAGAAGUGGCAUUCCUGAGUCAAAUUGUACAGCUAUUGAGCAGAACCGACUGAAAUUUGGCCAGGAAGGUGAAAGCGCUUGUGCUAAAAAAGCAGGUCUGCAUGGGUGAUGCUGAUGGAACAGGCUCUUUGACUUUGAGAUUCGGAGAAAGUUGUCGCUUGAAGCAACAAAGGAACCUUGACUGAAAAGACUCAUAUUUCAUUCUUAUUCUCUGGGCUUUAACAUCACCAACUUGCAAAAGCAAAACUACUGGAAAGAGCUGGGUUGUGAGGGGACA
This is a messenger RNA of Rhincodon typus (whale shark), 1452 nucleotides long. RefSeq names its product gap junction gamma-1 protein-like. Gene Ontology annotation, cellular component: connexin complex. Gene Ontology annotation, biological process: cell communication. The coding region runs from base 148 to 1284 and encodes 378 amino acids. The transcript is spliced from 3 exons. NCBI's taxonomy places the organism in Eukaryota, Metazoa, Chordata, Chondrichthyes, Orectolobiformes, Rhincodontidae. The record is from RefSeq and is a predicted model, not a curated record.